AUGGCCGAUACACUGCAGGUGUCCAACAGCAGCCAGAUGACUGGGGUACAUGAAAAUGCUUCAUUUAGCUGUGCUAAAGACAAUGCCUACUACACAAAUACCAUAGGUAUUGUGGUAGACUGGGUGAUAUUCCUUGUAGGACUACCUGAGGUCUGCCUGGCCUGCUACGCUCUCCUGCAUAUACUCAAAAAGGACAAAGCAGCUCCGAUCUUCGCCUUAAACCUGCUCCUGUCAGACCUCAUCCAGAUUGGGAUCACAAUUAUCUUUAUCAUAAGCAGGUUUUUCGAUGGCACCUUUCAGCCCUUCGUCAGAGCCCGCUGCAUCGCACGAAUGUUUGUCCGCUUGGGCCUGACCUCCAGUUUGGGUUUCAUGCUGCUGAUUUCUGCAGAGAGGUAUUUAAUGGUGGCCUGUCCAUUCUGGUACCGCACAAAUAACACUUCAAAGUUUGCCUUUCUCAUCUCACUUUGCAUGUGGACGCUUUCACUGGCCUACUGCAUUCUAGAUUACGUCUUCCUUGUCCACACCACAUUCUCCGUGUUGCUGUUCUCCAUCAUCUGCCUCCUUCCUGCCCUAUUUGUUGUGCUUUUCUUCACAGCCACAUGGAAAUCCCUCAAUAAGAGUACGGCCAUGAGACAUGAAACGAAGAACAAGAGCAAAGUUUUGGGAAUUCUGGGUCUGGUGUUGGGGACGUACAUAGUUUUGUUUGUCCCCUUCAGUUUCAGGAACAUAUACUAUUCUCUGAAAGGUGACAAUGCUGCUGACACAGAGGACUCGGUGAGGGAUUUGUCCGAGGUUGUAACCAGCGCUCUGGUCUACCUUAGCCCUCUCAUAGACUCUUUAAUCUAUGUUUUUAUUAGGAGAGACAUAAGGGACACAGUGGAAGCAUUUCCCUGCUGCAAAAGACCUCUGAUGAAGCUUAACAAGUGGCGGGACAGUCUAACAGCCAAAUCCCAGACAACAACGGCCUUAGAGCUAAGUUAA
Xiphias gladius (swordfish) is the source of this 981-nucleotide messenger RNA. RefSeq names its product lysophosphatidic acid receptor 6. Gene Ontology annotation, molecular function: G protein-coupled receptor activity. Lineage: Eukaryota; Metazoa; Chordata; Actinopteri; Istiophoriformes; Xiphiidae. Gene Ontology annotation, cellular component: membrane. The transcript has a single exon. The record is from RefSeq and is a predicted model, not a curated record. The coding region runs from base 1 to 981 and encodes 326 amino acids. Gene Ontology annotation, biological process: positive regulation of Rho protein signal transduction; phospholipase C-activating G protein-coupled receptor signaling pathway.